This is a messenger RNA of Linum trigynum, 1560 nucleotides long. NCBI's taxonomy places the organism in Eukaryota, Viridiplantae, Streptophyta, Magnoliopsida, Malpighiales, Linaceae. The record is from the annotation of a GenBank genome assembly.
AUGGAGAUCAACAAUAGCAGAGCACCAAGUAGAGCUAUAGAAGAGAUCAGACUCACCUCGUCAUCCUCAAGAAACAGAGGCGAUCACCCAAUACUCACAUCCACGGGAGGCAGAGGCAUAUCAAUGAUGUGGGGGAAGAUGCUGAGCGAGAACAGGGUAGCCUUGGCUAAGGCGGCAGGUGCAGCAUGCUAUGCGUGGGGGGGAUAUGGAGAGGUUAACGUCCAACCUACGGAAACACAGAACCUCUUCAUAUUCACUUUCAGCAAUGAAGAAAUCAGGGAAAUGAUAUGGAGGGACAGACAGUGGAGUUUGUCAAAUACGCUAACUGCUGUGGAGAAAUACAACGGAAGGGGGAAGCCUGAAGAAGUUCCCAUAGAGAAGGUGGCCAUGUGGGUGCAAAUUCACAGGAUGCACCAAAACCAGAGGAGCGAACAGAAUAUGGUGGCGAUUGGAACUCAUUACUUCCCGGGGCUCCUCGACCUGGAUAGAGCAAGCUUGGAAUUCUCGGGAUACAGAAAGUUCCUGAGGAUUCUGGUAGAGGUCGACCUCAAAGACCCAGUCCCGAUCGGCUUCGACUUUCCGUUCAUAGACGAAUCCACCGGAGUUGAUCACUGCGACGUGAUUGACUUCAAGUACGAGAGGCUGGUGGAAUUGUGCUACUUCUGUGGGAGAAUAGGCCACAACUGGCCGACUUGCUGGAGAAUGAACGAGGAGAGGAAGAGGAACAGAGUCGCACACCUUUCAGAGAUCUACAACUCAUCGCUCAAGGCGGGAAUCGACUCACCUCACAUGCACCAGGCGGCCAACUACAGGAACAGCAGGGAGGGGGAAGGCUCACAAAGAUCUUCGACGGGAAGAGAGACGGCGCGAUCAGGAACCCAAAGUCGAUUGAGGGCGGAAGAAGGAAGAACGCUGUCGAUUCCGGUGGGAAGGAGUUAUGAAGGGAACUUACAAAUCCCUCUAGGAUUUACGGUAAGAAGGGUGGAGCAAGAAAUUAAGGGAGAGGAGGAGCAAGUGUCGCAGGGGAGAUGGAGAGGAAGGUAUCAAGAGGAGAUGGGAUCUACAAAUCUGAACGUGGAACUGGACAGGGCGGCGGUGACUAUGGAGAUGGGGAAGAGAUUGGAGGAAGAAAGGAUUGUCUUCGAUUUGGGGCGGCCAACAGUGGAGGUGGAGACAGAUUUGUCUCUUGGGCCUACCCAUCAAAGCUUCCCAGCCCAAAGCCAAUUCCAUGCAGCCCUAAAUGAGGUUGCUGAGUACCGGCACCUACAAGAUGGGAGUGAAGAAGUGGCAGGCCGAAAACAAAAGAAAAGGAAAGGAAUGGGCCUGGUUGGUGGUGAAAGGCCCAGGGCCGAGUUUAGUGAAGAUGAGGCCCUUCACUUAGGGCCAGUAGGUGGGUUUGAAAUGGGUGGGCUUGGGGAGGGCACCAGGAAAAGGAAUUUGAAGGGUAAGUAUCUGCACCCCAGCACCUCUAAGGGGAAACAUCCUGAAAUUGAACAGGAGGGUCGAGGAAUGAAGAAUAAGGCAGCGGUGGUUCGCGAGAAGCCACCUCUCCAAAAAUGA